Amoebophrya sp. A120 is the source of this 1077-nucleotide messenger RNA. Lineage: Eukaryota; Dinophyceae; Syndiniales; Amoebophryaceae. The record is from the annotation of a GenBank genome assembly.
GGCAUCUGCAUCAACUGACAUUGAGUGGGGCUUGGGCACAAAGAUCGAAGGAAGUUCUUAAAAGUGUAGCAUUGAACUGCUGCAAGAAGCGACUACAAGUACACCAUCAGACAAUACUAGCAAUAGUCGUAGUUUAGCAUCCGAGUGCCUCACGACUUUCCUGGCUGUGCGCAGGACCAUGAUGCCCUCUAUGGUUUUUUCCGGGGGGCCUAAGAAGGGUGUUCGCCAAGGGAACGAAAAAGAAAACUGGGCUAGUGCUUUUCUGCCAGCCGCGUUGCGUGGAGUCUUUCAUGCACCAAGGGAACACCAGGGGCAGGACGCAUCCGCGCGGAGGCCCCUGGCAGAACGGGCGACGUCUUUCUCGAAGCGUUGCAGCCAGGGCCAACAGGGAAUCAACAACGACACCAGGGGCGCGCACCAAGUUGUGGACGCUGUGGAUGUGGUAGAUCCCAGUGCAAACCAAGCGGGUAUCGGGCAGAACCCAUAUCAAGCAGCAGGGAAAGUGCAAGAGCGCACUUUGUUGGGCACGCGCGUUUUGGUAGCUUUGCCACCGCCGGCUGCAACGCCGAGAGCGGGCUUUCAGAGUCCUUUCCUGCCACCGAGAAUUGCGGGGCUCGCGCCGCCUCCUAGUACAGGGGGGCGUCCGCCGGGAGGUGCCGAGGUCGGGAUAGCAGCUGUUGCUGUGGAGCCACACGCACUAUCAUUACAGCCAGGUGCGCAAAUAAGGAAUGCAAGGGGAACCAGUUGCACCUCUACGAACAGAUCGGAACAGCUCUGUGGAGGAGCGUCGCGACGAGAGAACUUGCAGUAUCCACGGAGCAAAUGUCAUUUACCUUGGUGCAUGUUGUAGCACUGUACAUCCUGACUUUGCGGUCGAGGUCGUUCUUGCAUGAACAUGACCAAACACCUUGUUCUUCACUCUUUCAAUAUUCUGCAGUUUCGGACUUUUUGUGUACUGGUAGUCGUCAAAUUGCUAUUGCUAUUGCGGUGAGGAUCUACCUUGAAUUUUCCUUCUUGUUGUGCAUGUGUCCUCCGGUAAACAAUUUGCGUGGCAUAUCACGCGGGAAAUCAGCAUAA